This is a messenger RNA of Micromonas pusilla CCMP1545, 975 nucleotides long. RefSeq lists its product as uncharacterized. NCBI's taxonomy places the organism in Eukaryota, Viridiplantae, Chlorophyta, Mamiellophyceae, Mamiellales, Mamiellaceae. The record is from RefSeq and is a predicted model, not a curated record. The coding region runs from base 1 to 975 and encodes 324 amino acids. The transcript has a single exon.
AUGCACUCCCCCCACAACGACCACUCCCGGCUCGCCAAGUGCCCCGUGUGCGCGAAGGACGUGCACAAGGUGCUCAUCACCGAGCACGUCGAGCUGUGCCUGUCGAAGAGUCGCGCGAGGUCGCCGGACGACGCGUCCGCGUCAUCGAGGGCGCCGCUCGCGGACGCGGACGCGCGCGCGAACGCGAACGCGAACGGAGGAGGAGGAGGCGGGUCGUCGCGGAGGGGCGCGUCCGCGGCGGAUCGCCACCUCGGCGCGGGAUGGCGCAAGGCGAGCGGAGGCCCGGAGGCGUCGACCGCGGGGGGGGGCGCGGGCGACGCGCGACGAGAUCUGUUGUUUCGGUGGGCGGGGGGUGGCGCGCGCCAUCCCGCGGGGGGGAGCGUCGGCGCGCCGCGCGCGAAGCCGCGCGCGAGACCGGUCGGGCCGCUGAGCGCGUGGGUGUCCUCGCGCGCGGUGGAGGAGGAGCCGGAAGCGAAGCGACCGAAGCGCGACGACGACGACGACGACGACGGCGACGGCGACGGCGACGGCGCGGGGACGAGGACGGGGACGGGGAUGGCGGCGUCGGCGGCGGACGAGAGGGACGACGACGAGCGCGAGUGCGACCGCGAGAACGAGCGCGAGUGUGACGACGUCGACGAGGACGACGACGCGAACGAGACGCGCGCGGCGAGCGCGAAGGAGACCGCGGAAGCGCUCGGCGACGCGGGCCUCGUCCCGUUCAACCUGAGGGUCAUGUCCGGGAAUCACGCGGAGUGCGGGAUCUGUUUGCAGCCGUUCUCUUCGGACGACGGCGGCGGCGACGCGAGCGCCCGCCCGACCGCGGUGAGACACGUGUUCUGGCCGUGUCAGCACGUUCGGCAGUGCGGCGAGUGCGCGAUCAGGAUAUGGCAGACGCCGAAAGCGAAGCGGCGGUGUCCGUGGUGCAAGAGCAAGAUCGAGAUACGGCCGCGAGCGUUCAAGCCGUUUCUCUGA